UCCAGAUUAAGCUGCCUUUCUUUCCUAAAGCUCAGCCUUUUUAAUAGUGAAGAUUUAUUGUGCUGUGCUUUUUGGAGGAUGAACAUAUAUAUGUGGUCAGUGGAGCCUAUGCAGCCUGUGACCCAGCCUCCCUCUCACGUUACACCCUAUUUAUAACAUCCCCUUCCUUGACUCCCCUCGUUCUGCAGCUCCUAGGAACCUCCUGUGCUUCCAGCCUAGAGCUCCAGUCCUCUGUUCCUCCUGACAUCUGAGAAGCUCUGCUGCAGCUUGUCCUGGGCUCUCUGUUUAUCCUGCACAGCCUGCCAACCAGCCGCAUGCUCUGGAUUACCACAGGACGCCCAUUUCUCAACCCCUUUUGCUUUCUGACUAUUCCAUUUCUCAUUUUUUUUCUCUUUUUGUUUCAGCUUAAAGGAAAAGUUAGGGGGAAAUAACCUGGAUAUGUGCUUGUGAUUGUUCCUUUUUUUUUUUUUGGUUGGUUUUCUUGACUUCACUCAUCCCAGCCUCACUGGAGGGCCGUGUGUGUGUGUGUUUGGGCUCCAUGGAUCACACGCUGUUCGGCUGCCUGCGCAGCCCCCACGCUCCGGCGCAGGCCCUGCAUCCCGCCUUCACCCAGUCCCCCCUGACUCUCCACGGACGCUCGGAUCACAUCUCCUACCCCGACCUGGCCUCUUCCUCGUCCUCCUCUUCCACGUCCUCGCCAUCCCCAUGCGUCAUCUCCAGCUACCCGGGCGAUGACGGCCUGUUUCCCGGCCAGCACCACCACCACCGGAGCCACCUGCCCUCCCAGCAGCAUCACCACCAGCCUCAGCACCACGGAUCCUGGCACAUCCCACAGAUGCCGUCACCUGGCGGUGGCUCACGCCACGGCCUUUGCCACCCGCAUUCCCUGUCAUCCCAUGAGAACGGGCCCACGCCGCCGGACCUGGGCCACCCCGGGCCGCCCAGCAUGUGCGCCAGCACCCCAACUCUGGGCAGCGGCAGCACCCCAACGGGGGCUUCCUGUGUGCCUGCAGACUUCGGCAGGCAGACUCUGUCACCCGCUGAAGCGGAGAAGAGGAACGGCAAGAGGAAAAGCGACAGCUCAGAGUCCCAGGACGGGAACUACAAGCCAGACGUGAGCAGCAAGCCCAGGAAGGAGAGGACAGCGUUCACCAAGGAGCAAAUCCGCGAGCUGGAGGCCGAGUUCGCCCACCACAACUACCUGACCCGGCUAAGGCGCUACGAGAUCGCCGUGAACCUCGACCUCACCGAAAGACAAGUGAAGGUGUGGUUCCAGAACCGGAGGAUGAAGUGGAAAAGAGUGAAAGGCGGCCAGCAGGGGGCAGCAGCUCGCGAGAAGGAACUGGUGAAUGUGAAAAAAGGAACGCUUCUGCCGUCGGAGUUCUCCGGCAUCGCGGCGCUGCAUCAUUCGACGGACUCCUUAGCCAACGAGGACAGUCAUGACAGCGACCAGAGCUCCGAGCAUGCGCACUUAUGAUGGACACCAACCCUUAUCCGCCUCGGGAGCUUCCUUAGAGGGAACUGCUGUUGGAUGAUCCGCCACGUCACACAACGACGCUAAACGAGUGUACAAACGCGGAGGAGUGGAAACAAAAUUAGCUGCAGGCAUCAUGUAAAUUUGAAGAACUGAGGACAUUCGAUGAAAGUUUUAUUAAUAAAUGACAAAAAAAGAACAAAAUACAGUGCUUUGAAUAAGUGUUUGAACCUUUGCAGAUUUCUUGUUUUUAGUUUUUUGUCACACAUAAAUCAGAUUUUUUUUUUUCAAUAAACAACCUGCAAAGAGAGUAAAUAAUAAAAUAUAUACAUAUAUAUUUUACAUUUAUGAUUGAUUUUAUUUAGGGAAAAAUGCUUUACAAGCCAGCAUCGAGCAUUUGCGCUAACAUCCAUCAUUGCGGAGGAAUUUUUUCUCACUCUUUAUUAGAGAAACAUUUAUUGUCUUCAAGUCUAACCAGCCAUGACAGCAUCCAGACAAGUCCAGAAUUUGACUAGGCCACUCCUCAAUCUUUGCCUUGUUUUUUAUGCAUUCAGAUGUGGAUUUGAUUAUAUAUUUCAGAUCACCGAAGCCCCAGAUAAUCACAUAUCCACCAGGUUUGAAAGGGCGUUCUAACUCUUUACCAAUAGAUAAAUGUCAGUGAUUUUCCCUUUUAUUCUUGAAUUUCUUUAGACUUUUGGCCAACUUCAUGUUCAAUUUAAGAAAUUUCCUAAAUUUUGAUCAAUCAUUUCAUUGUUGACGUAUUACUGAGGAUGACUUGGACUUAUUUUUUUCAGGUUAAUACAUAAAUUCAUACAUUUUCUAUUACCUUUGAUAUAAACACUAGCUGUAUGAUUUUAAAACUUUAGGUGUGACAAAAAAGAAGAAAUCUCUACAGAGACAAAUACUGUUUCACUUCACUGCAUCUUGAUGAUGGAAAUUCAUUAAAAAAGUAAAUAAUAAACUGUUAACAUUCCACGUUUUGUCUCUUUGCAGGAGCAGCCUGAAGCUUUGAUUUGCACUGUUGAACCUUAAGUCUGCGCCUCGAUCGGUUUCUACUGUUUAAAAUGUAAAUUACGCUGUAAUUAAGUGUUUGACUACACCAGGUGCCAGGAAAUCUGAUCUGCCUUGCAAAUAUGAGCGAUCUGUAAAUAACUGUUAGUCUUGUCUUACCGUUACAAUAAGCCUUUACCCAGACUGUUCAGCUCAUGCAGUAAUACACACUGACAGCUCGUUAGCUGGCGUUUUUCUGCCUGGAGAUGACUCUUGUUUUUGUUUUGUUUUGUUUGUUUGCAAAUGAUUUGAAACCUGAAGCAGGGGACAGUUGCAAAUUGAAUAAAACUUUUAAGAGUGGUUAAUGAA
Xiphophorus hellerii (green swordtail) is the source of this 2833-nucleotide messenger RNA. It is a transcript of the gene meox2a, whose product is annotated as mesenchyme homeobox 2a. Bases 539 to 1477 code for a protein of 312 amino acids. Gene Ontology annotation, cellular component: nucleus. Lineage: Eukaryota; Metazoa; Chordata; Actinopteri; Cyprinodontiformes; Poeciliidae. The record is from RefSeq and is a predicted model, not a curated record. Gene Ontology annotation, biological process: somite development; positive regulation of transcription by RNA polymerase II. The transcript is spliced from 3 exons. Gene Ontology annotation, molecular function: RNA polymerase II cis-regulatory region sequence-specific DNA binding; DNA-binding transcription factor activity, RNA polymerase II-specific.